Entamoeba invadens IP1 is the source of this 618-nucleotide messenger RNA. Its product is annotated as 60S ribosomal protein L16, putative. The transcript has a single exon. The record is from RefSeq and is a predicted model, not a curated record. Gene Ontology annotation, cellular component: ribosome; cytosolic large ribosomal subunit. Gene Ontology annotation, biological process: negative regulation of translation; translation. Bases 1 to 618 code for a protein of 205 amino acids. Lineage: Eukaryota; Evosea; Mastigamoebida; Endamoebidae. Gene Ontology annotation, molecular function: structural constituent of ribosome; mRNA binding.
AUGGAAGGGCGCAAGAGAGUCAUCGUUGUCGAUUGUAAAGGCCACGUCUUGGGUCGUGUAGCCUCCACAGUAGCAAAGCAAUUGUUAUUGGGCCGCCGCAUAGUCUUAGUUCGUUGCGAGCAGCUUGAAGUCUGCGGCACUCUUCGUAUGAGAUUAGUCAAAUGGGAAAUGUACAGAAGAAAGAGAGUUAACACCAACCCAUUGAGAGGACCAUAUCAUCAACGCUCACCGUCUAAGAUGGUCUACAAGGCGAUCAGAGGAAUGCUCCCAAAACACAACUUCAGAGGAAAGUCUGCUCUUUCCCACGUGAAAUGUUUCGAAGGAUGCCCCGCUCCAUAUGACAAGAUGAAGAAGUCCUCAAUCCCUGAAGCUGCUGUUAUCUACAACUACAACCCUACUAGAAAGAGAACCCUCCUCGGCACUCUCGGAACCGCCAUCGGAUGGAAAUACGCCGACGUCGUCAAGAGAGACGAAGAAAUCAGAAAGGCUAAAGGCAAAAAGUACUACGAAGCCAAAGUUAAGAAAGCCACAACUUUCAAGGAAGCUAGAGAUAAAGUGUUGGCCGACAAGAAGUACGAAGAAAAGGUCAAAAUCCUCAAGCAAUUCGGUUACGCCUAA